ACCGAAAUGAAACUACAAACUGGAGAAAGUGAGAGCCAACGUAGGCUAUACGGUUGGUACCGGUAACCAUCAGGCAGGCAGGCUGGCAAGUGAGCGAGUAAGUAAGUAAGCUGGCAGGCAGAGAGAUAGUCAGGAAGGCCAACAUCGGGACUAGGUGCUUGGUGUAGAGCCUGUAGCCAUCAGUCGACCGUGUAGAGGCUCUCACGGGUCUACACACGCGGCUCUCAGUGUCCCUAGUAAUCGACUACAGGUUUAACAUUUCCGUACAAACAUUUAACAAGUCCGAAUGUAGCUGAUAUUUGAGAAUAUCUAGUCCCGGGUGUCGGUUCGCGGGUCCAGCUGCAAGUGCACUUAAAAGUAAUCCGGUUACAGUGGUUCCUCUUGGUUUCCGGCUUGAAUUUCAAAAUUUCCGAAAUUUCGAAAUUUCUAUUUUGUAUUACAUUUUUCGUUCUUCCUUUUACUCUUGAGACAAGAAUGGUACUUUUAAAUAAUCAGUGAGAAAUACGGCAAGGAACUCUUUUACCCUGGAAUUGGAUUCUGUUAUUUUGAAGUUGAACCACCGGAAGCCGCAAUUGGAAAUGCGGAACGAGGAAUCGAAUGGGACUCAUCGAGGAUACGAGAGAAGCGCGAAUUUUGAUUUAGUGUGAAAGUGAUACCUUGGUGCUGUUGUGAUUUCUGUGCUGCUAGAAAGUGUCGAUUUCCUUUCUUCUUCAACAUUUCUUUUCUUUUUCGUCCUUUUCUCGUGAGAGCCGACGCACGUAAUUUUAUUUGGAAAUUUGGAUUGACCGACGAUACUUUACAGAAAGUCGUGAUAAUGAAGCUGGCCAAUUUGCAACUCCGCUUUCUCCUAGUGCUCGUGUUUAUCUUGAGUACAAGUUGGGUAUCCGGAAGUGAUUCAGAUAUAUUGAAAAUUGAAAGGAGCCAGGAGGCAAAUUUAUUGGAGGAUAUCCAGCUAGACGGAAAUGCCGCUACUAAUUUUAAUAAUAGGACAGGAAGCACCGAUAUUGUCAGAAGGAAAAGAUAUGUCAGAUUCCCAUCGGCACCGGGUCAUCCUUACGAAGUCCCCGCAACCGGAAGGGCUGCUGGGUAUACUGGUAAUUAUUUUGGAUCUCAGUAUCCUCAGUCUUGGAGGCAACACAAAACUGCAUGGAGGAGUCCGGUAGCUGGUGCCGAUUACGUAAGACCUGUCAUGGGUCAUAGAACUCCACGAUUGAUCUUUCGCGACAAUGACUUCCCGUCAUCCUUCGGCAUUUCCGGUACAUCGUUCUUUCAAUCGAAUCAACUGCAGGAACCGGAUGACGAUAUUCGAGAUUAUCGUAAGCAGAUUUUCAACGAGUUUCCUAGAGUCGAUACCGAGACACGAAAACGUAAGAGAUCACCUUGGGAGGGCGACGAUUCUUUAUGCGUCGAUGGCGGAAGCUGCGAAUUCUUUCUAAUGUGCUGGAUGUCCGCCGGGCUUUUGGAUGGCGCUUGCGGCGGCAUUAUGUUCGCCUGCUGUAAACGAAAAGGCGCGAAAUCUAGCUCAGAUUAUAACACGCUCGACUCGCCUAAAGAUCAGACUCACCUGCUUGCGAUGAAGUCGUACACGAAGACCAUCAAUGACAAUCGUUGCGGUAUCUCAGUUUCCAAGCAGACUGCACAGAGACGUAUUGUCGGUGGGGACGAGGCUGGUUUUGGCAGUUUUCCCUGGCAGGCGUAUAUCAGAAUAGGAUCUAGCAGAUGCGGCGGGACUUUAGUGAAUCGUUAUCAUGUGGUAACUGCUGGACACUGCGUAGCUAAGGCGUCCGCACGACAAGUGCAGGUCACUCUUGGAGAUUACGUGGUGAACUCAGCUUCAGAAACCUUACCGGCUUACACGUUUGGCGUUCGAGAAAUUCGCGUGCAUCCCUACUUCAAAUUUACACCCCAGGCUGACAGAUUUGACGUGGCGGUACUUCGACUGGAUCGACCUGUACAUUACAUGCCUCAUAUAGCACCUAUUUGUUUACCUGAGAAAAAUGAGGACUUCCUGGGUCAGUACGGCUGGGCUGCCGGCUGGGGUGCUUUGCAAGCAGGAUCACGACUGAGACCUAAGACUCUACAGGCGGUGGAUGUUCCUGUGAUAGAUAAUCGUGUAUGCGAGAGAUGGCACCGUUCAAAUGGCAUAAAUGUCGUCAUCUACGACGAGAUGAUGUGCGCUGGUUAUCGGGGUGGCGGGAAGGAUUCUUGUCAGGGCGAUAGCGGUGGACCAUUGAUGAUGGAAAAGACCGGCAGAUGGUAUCUGAUUGGUAUUGUAUCCGCUGGAUAUUCCUGCGCCCAACCUGGACAACCUGGCAUCUAUCACCGGGUAGCGAAGACCGUCGAUUGGAUAUCCUAUGUGAUAAAUUCGUAGCGUUUUGUAAAAGAGAAAGAGAGAGAGAGAGAGAGAGAAAGAAAAAAGUGUCGAGUAUAAAGUAGGAAUGAGGAAGAGAGGAAAUCGUUGAAGCUAGAGGAACUUUAACCUCGAUGCUGUAAUCUUGCUGUCUGCGUUGCAACGUAACAGCGCAGAUGAUCAUCUUGUAAUUUAUUCAUCCAAUUAAUGAUCUACUGUACGGUCAACCCUAAUUGUAAAAUAUUUAUCAACUCGAAAAUUCUUUUCGUCACGUUCCUCGAGACUGUUUGAUUAAUACACGUGUCAUUGAACCUCUCAUGGUGAACCUUUAAUGUUAGCAAUAGCUUUUGAUUAUGUCAUUUUUUUUUUGUUUUAGAUAAGUAGCUUUCUAUUGUGAGUGCAAGCGCGCGUGAGUCGUAACGAUUGUGUGUGUUUUUUAUAUAUAGUAUACAUGUCGAUGUACAGCGAACAAAAGUUAGAGUUAGUAUCCUCCGAUACUAUUUUUAUUUGAUAAAUCAAAAUGGUGGAAGAA
Messenger RNA from Cephus cinctus (wheat stem sawfly), 2882 nucleotides. Its product is annotated as trypsin-1. Gene Ontology annotation, biological process: proteolysis. Gene Ontology annotation, molecular function: serine-type endopeptidase activity. The transcript has 10 exons. Lineage: Eukaryota; Metazoa; Arthropoda; Insecta; Hymenoptera; Cephidae. Bases 815 to 2371 code for a protein of 518 amino acids. The record is from RefSeq and is a predicted model, not a curated record.